AUGUUCGCAGACGCUGUUGAAAAUGGGUUUGUGCACGCUUGUGUCAACUCCCCCUCAGGGUUGCCAAGCUCCCUUGAACGGCGAUGUGAAGUAGACGGCAGCAUCCCAGACGGUCAUCGUGGUUCGGGGAAGUUGCUGCUGUCAGCACUGCAGCGCGUAGAUGCAAUACAUCUCUUGCCUUGUCACAUGAAAUACAGCGGAUUGGCAUCUGUGGCAGAGUUAUUUAAGCCAACACGAGUAUCUCCUGUUACAGUGUGGGGAGAAGCAGCAGCAGGGCUUGAAGUGCUCCUGCAUGGACGUUGUCUGCGAGGGAAGCAAGAGCGCUUGGCCUCCGAUAACCUGGUUAGUUCCUCCAGCGCCAUCGCAGCACAUACGCUUCACGGCUUUGUUGUGGCUGCCCAGGAGACUACCUGCAGCCUAGUGGACUUGCGGAGAAACUUCUCCCUAGCUGCUGCUGCAGACUCCGCUCCAGACAAUGGCUGCGUGGAGACUGAAGAGCCGCCUACCGCUGUCACCUCGCUGCGCCCAUUAGCGGAAUUCGACAAGAUAUGCUACUGGCAGCAAGACCGCGAACCUGCAAAUGGUGACGACAUCCCACAAAGUCUUUUCUUUUUGCGGGCGAUGACCGCUGUAAGGCGCUCAUUCUCUGUCCUGUACUCCCUUCGAGAUGCCAUAUUUUUGUAG
Eimeria maxima is the source of this 684-nucleotide messenger RNA. RefSeq lists its product as hypothetical. Lineage: Eukaryota; Apicomplexa; Conoidasida; Eucoccidiorida; Eimeriidae. The transcript is spliced from 2 exons. The coding region runs from base 1 to 684 and encodes 227 amino acids. The record is from RefSeq and is a predicted model, not a curated record. Gene Ontology annotation, biological process: RNA catabolic process. Gene Ontology annotation, cellular component: ribonuclease H2 complex.